AUGUUGCGGCCCAUCGACGUGCUGUUCAUCUCCAUGCUUGUGGGCCUUCUAUUUCUCCCGAUAUGGAGAGCCUAUUUGUGUUCUCCAGGAAGUCACGCGGCGGAAGCGACAUCGAUCGCAAGUUAUGGAGCGCUUCUGCAGCCGCAGGAGCUGCCGAACCGCGGAGUAGGUGUAGGAUUUGAUCUCACUGCGGGCUAUGGGACCGUAGCAAUUAGCUAUCACAAUGGUUCAACGGCGAACGUGGCAAGGGUCAAUGCCAGCGAGACAUACCACAAGACUAUGUCACGGCUCUCCCGCAUGAGCUCUCGCUACAGGGUUUCCCCUGCAGAUGCGAGAGCCCUGGGUGACAUGAUCAAAGACCUACGGGCGGAAGCUGAGGACUUCCUCGAAUACCCUCUCUCAUCUGUUGUAGGAACGAUCGUCAACCUCGAAGGCCUUAACGGCAACACUCUGGACGCUGCUUUCGAACAUGCAGGCCUAGGCGUCAUCCAACUCAGGUUCUUCAACUACCCCGCCUACGAGACCAUGACCGCAUACGCCGGCAACGGCUUGGGUAUCUGUUCAGAUUAUAAGAACAGAACCGCUUGCAAGAUCGAGCGGAUGGCGAUGCAGGACAUAUACGUACUCUCAGUGCUGUACACCAAGACAGCAUUAACGGUUGCAUUAACGCUCAUGGCAAGCGCGAAUGACUUAUACGAGCAUCCGCCAUUGAAAGUGGAAGAUUUCACGCUGGGCCACGAUGCGAGGCACCAGAAUCCGAACGAAAAAUACUACUGGGAAGCAGUAAAGGACGCGGUCCGGAGAGCCGUUGUAUGGGAUGUGGGCCCUAUGAGGCAACCGGCAAAGCUGUUGCUGUUCGGUGAAAGCUCUGGCGACGCCAAGUUCCGUGCCGUCCUGAAUGAGACUUGUCAAGAGCUGUUGGAGGAAUUGCCCCAGUGGUAUGACAAUGAGCCUGUAUUUGUAGCGGCGAGAGGUGCAGCGGAACUCGCGAAGCGAAAACCCUUUGACCCUUGGCGUCCGGCAGUCGUGCAAGAGACGGUGGACCUCUGA
Coniosporium apollinis CBS 100218 is the source of this 1050-nucleotide messenger RNA. RefSeq lists its product as uncharacterized. NCBI's taxonomy places the organism in Eukaryota, Fungi, Ascomycota, Dothideomycetes. The transcript has 3 exons. The coding region runs from base 1 to 1050 and encodes 349 amino acids. The record is from RefSeq and is a predicted model, not a curated record.